UCCCUUACCACUGUCAUUCAUUACUUCAAUCCCUUAAAUUUCCCUUGUCCUGUCACCUCGCCGCGAUGAACUCGCUUCCUUGUAUUUCUCUGGCGACACUGUUCCUCGGGGUAUAUGUGUUUGCCCCGGUUAACGGUAUUCCCAACUGCCCAUAUCCAGGCCCAGCAUUCCCAAAACCAACAGCACUCGCGUCUUCCGAUAUUAUUAAAACGGCAAUCGCGAACCUAACAGCGACCUUCGACGCUCGGGGCAUGGACCCGAGCAGGAACCCCAAUGGCACAUCGUGGUCGAUUCAAGUAUUCUCUGCCUCUGACCCGGACGAAGACGUGCCAGUAUGGAGUCAUUACCACACGGCGACGGAUCUGCUGGCGGCUAAUACGCCCGGAGUCAAAAGUAUCGACGGAAAUACUGUCUACCGGCUUGGAAGCGUAACUAAGAUUUUCACCAUUCUGACGUUCCUGAUCGAGGCCGGUGACACGUAUUGGAACACGCCAGUGACGCAAUGGGUCCCGGAGCUCGAACUUCUCGCGGGAAAGGCCCAAUACGAUCCGAUUAUGAAUGUCGACUGGGAUAGCAUUACGCUGCAGGAUCUGGCAAGCCACAUGGCGGGCAUCGUGAGAGAUUACGCCAUCGAGGGAGAACUUACCCAAGAACACAAUCAAACCGUCCUGAAAUCUCAGGGUUUCCCGCCAGCACCGACGAACGAAACGCCCGUGUGUGGAGAGUUCAUACCAUGUAAUCGCGCUCAGUUCUUCAGCGGCCUAAGCAACGUCCCGCCGUCCUUCUCGCCGUCGUGGACAGCAGGGUAUUCGAACGCCGGAUACCAAAUACUAGCAUACGCUCUCGAGGCCAUCACAAAGAAGCAGUACGCGGAGAUGCUGCAGGCGGAUGUCAUCGACAAGCUUGGACUCCAGCACACGUUCUACCAGAAGCCCGACGACAAGCUAGGCGUUAUUCCCCAGGGCCACGAAGAUAACUGGGCGUUUAGCAUCGGCGAGGCGAGCCCAACGGGGAACAUGUACUCCUCGGUAAGCGACCUAUCGCGUCUCGGCCGCGCAAUCUUCCGGCACACGCUGAUCCCGCCCGCGCAGACGCGGCGCUGGCUCAAGCCCACCGCGCUCACGUCCGACAUCCGCGAGGGCAUCGGUUCGCCGUGGGGCAUCCGCCGCAUCCCCCUAGGCGACGGCAGCCGCGUCGUCGACGCGUACAGCAAGGCCGGCAGCAUCAACGUGUACAUGUCGCUGCUCGUCCUGCUCCCGGACUACGACGUCGGCGUCGCGGCCCUGCUGGCCGGCGGCUGGCCCGGCAACGCCAACUGGGACAUGGCGGACGCGGUCGGCGCGGCCCUGGUCCCCGCGCUGGAGGACGCCGCGCGCGAGCAGGCGGCGGCCGCGUUCGCGGGGACGUAUACUGCAGACGACGACGGGCAGGGGCAGCAGCAGCUGAACAGCAGCCUGGUGCUGACCACGGACCCGUCGCGGCCGGGGCUCGGCGUCGAGCGCUGGAUCAGCAACGGGACGGACAUGAUACCGGUCGCGGUGCGGUACACGCUGAACUACAACGUGACGGCGCCGGCCAUCCGGCUGUACCCGACGGGGCUGGAGACGGAGGUUCGGGGGCAGCCGGGGGUGCGGAAGGUGGCGUUCAAAGCGGUGGUGGAGAACCUCGAUCUGGAGGAUCGGAGCGGGGAUAUGUUCUCGACGAAUUGCGGGACGUGGGUCGGCCAGACGACGGCUGUGUACGCGGACAUGCCGCUUGACCAGUUUGUUUUCACGGUGCCGGGGGAUGGGGGGGCGGUUAGUGUUGUGCCGUUGGCGUUGAGGACGAGGUUGCGUAGGAAAGAGUAA
This is a messenger RNA of Daldinia caldariorum, 1847 nucleotides long. Its product is annotated as beta-lactamase/transpeptidase-like protein. Bases 66 to 1847 code for a protein of 593 amino acids. Lineage: Eukaryota; Fungi; Ascomycota; Sordariomycetes; Xylariales; Hypoxylaceae. The transcript has 4 exons. The record is from RefSeq and is a predicted model, not a curated record.